AUGUGGAAGGUUACCGUUGGGGCUAUCGAUACGGAUGCAAAUGAAUACCAGCGAAUCUACCGACGACUAUUCCAAGAUGCUGGGGUUCCGGUGAAAAAGGAGCUUGCAUGUAGGACAACCAAAUCCCAUCGUCGUGUCGGCUCGAUUGGAUCUGUGGGUGAUGCGCGCGUUUGGCCUGGAAAACGGCUACCCGGUCAUAUGGGAUACGAGUGGAGAAUGGUGCCCGGGAUUCAGAUUGUCCGCAUGAAUCUCGACAAACAAGUGAUCUACGUCAAGGGCAACGUUCCUGGCGAUGUCGGGGAGAAACUGCUGCUCAAGGAUUGCUUGCAAGCGGAAAGGCAUCCAAAGGAACUCUUCGUUCCCACCUGGAACUCUACCAUUACCCCAACCACCGAAGAGGGCGAACCGAUCAACAACCCGGUUUUCAAAUACAAUGAAGCCUUCAUCCCAACCCUCUUCCGUUUUGACUCGCCGAGCAUCGUCUUCACCGAAGAGCACGGCAAGAAGGGCUCGGCCCGUGACAAGACCAAGGCCAAGAUCGCCAAAGUCAAGAAA
This is a messenger RNA of Mesorhabditis spiculigera, 555 nucleotides long. NCBI's taxonomy places the organism in Eukaryota, Metazoa, Nematoda, Chromadorea, Rhabditida, Rhabditidae. The record is from the annotation of a GenBank genome assembly.